This is a messenger RNA of Musa acuminata subsp. malaccensis (wild Malaysian banana), 862 nucleotides long. Its product is annotated as small ribosomal subunit protein uS4y. Gene Ontology annotation, cellular component: cytosolic small ribosomal subunit. Gene Ontology annotation, molecular function: structural constituent of ribosome; rRNA binding. Gene Ontology annotation, biological process: translation; ribosomal small subunit biogenesis. The record is from RefSeq and is a predicted model, not a curated record. Lineage: Eukaryota; Viridiplantae; Streptophyta; Magnoliopsida; Zingiberales; Musaceae.
GUGGAAUUUUACAUAUAAGGGCCAUCGCCGCCUCCCUCCGGAUAUCUUUGAAUCGAUCGAGCGCCAGAGGCGGCUCUGGAGGGGAACCAACCAUGGUUCACGUCAGUUUCUACAGGAAUUAUGGGAAGACUUUUAAGAAGCCCCGUCGUCCCUACGAGAAGGAGCGGCUCGAUGCGGAGCUGAAGCUGGUGGGUGAGUAUGGGCUCCGCUGCAAGCGGGAGCUCUGGAGGGUCCAGUACGCGCUGAGCCGAAUUCGUAAUGCUGCAAGGGAUCUUCUCACGCUCGACGAGAAGAACCCUCGUCGGAUUUUUGAGGGAGAGGCCCUCCUCCGCCGGAUGAACCGCUAUGGGCUGCUCGAGGAAGGCCAGAACAAGCUCGAUUACGUCCUGGCUCUCACAGUAGAGAACUUCCUGGAGCGCCGUCUGCAGACUCUUGUCUUCAAGUCGGGGAUGGCGAAGUCCAUCCACCAUGCCAGAGUCCUGAUCAGGCAGCGCCACAUCAGAGUCGGGAGGCAAGUGGUUAACAUCCCGUCGUUCAUGGUGAGGGUGGACUCUGCAAAGCACAUCGACUUCUCUCUCACAAGUCCAUUUGGUGGUGGGCGCCCCGGGAGGGUGAAGAGAAAGAAUCAAAAGGCUGCAGCAAAGAAGGCAGCCGGUGGCGACGGUGAUGAGGAUGACGAGGAAUGAGCAAUAUGCAUUUGCGGUAUUCCAAUUCUAGGAGCCUUUAUUUGUUUCAGACUUGAGUUUGUUAUCCGCUAUCUGAUCAUUUUGUAGAAGUAUUAGCUCAUAAAAUUUGCCACAUUAUUGUUAAAAAUGCUUCUAAAUUUUAAUAUCGUGGAUUUUGACAUUUGUUUAUGGAUUUA